ACUUCUUAUUGACAUUGAAACACCAUUUUUUUCAAGAAUUUAUUGAGGAACUAUCGCCAUGACUACCGCGCAUAGACCUACGUUCGAUCCGGCCCGUGGCAAAGAAGCCCUCCGAGGUCCAGCAUACCAUCAACGCCUUCUCCCAGCCCACACCCAACUCAAAUAUCGUCAAGCCGGUCAAGGCGGCGAUGCUGACGAACCCACGCGCGAUCUCGCUGCUGAGCUUCUCGCUGCUGAAGCCGCCCAUUUCACCAAGAAGAACGGCGCCCCUGCCCUCAUUGACGAUGCCGACGAGGACGACGAAACCAGCGUGUCCAAUGGUGCGAAGCGAGCGCUUCCAAGCGCCGAAGGUGAGGGGGAAGAUUUAGAGGCGAAGAGACGGCGGAUAUUAGCAGAAACGAGAGCUAUCGAUGCCGACGAUAGCGAAGAGGACGACGACGAUGACAGUGAAGACGACGAGGAUAGCGAUGAUGACUCUGAUGCAGAGCUGCAGAGAGAGUUGGACCGUGUACGAAGAGAGCGAGAGGAGAGAAAGAAGAAAGAGGAGGCCGAGCGACUCAAAGAAGAGGAAGAGGCCCGAGAACGAGAUAUUGCCCUAGGAAAUCCUCUUCUCAACAAGCAAGAUUUCAAUAUGAAGCGCCGCUGGGACGAUGACGUGGUAUUCAAGAACCAGGCACGUGGCACAGAAGACAAGGGCAAGAAAAAGGAGUUCGUAAACGAUCUCCUCCGUUCCGACUUUCAUAGGCGCUUCAUGAGCAAGUACGUUAGAUAAUGACAUAGACAAACUCCUCCAUUUUAGACAUUAGAUACCCUGAAUUUUAAAUCAAGCACUCUCCUGCGACCGUCUUCGUCCGUCCUUUGACUCCAAAGCCUGCUCGGUGAGGAUCUUGUUCUCCAGACCUUCGAAGGCUCCGAGAACGUUGCCGUACUUCUGAUAGGUUCCCUCGCGGUAACCGUCGUCAAUGCGUUGGAUGUUACCCUCCUCAGUCCAUCGCUUACCAAUGAGCUCGUCGAAUGUCUCGUUUGGCUGGCGCUCGAGAGCCCAGAGAGCCUUGUAGGCUCCGCCAAGGGCGCAGGCAUUACCGCCAACGUCGAGCUUGUAAACACCGUCGCUGCCGCCGAGGACCUCGCCAAUGACGCGGGCGAUGGCUGGGUUCAGAGAGCCACCUCCAACGAGGUAGAUACGACGGGGCUGAGCUGGUAGGCCGGGUCGAGUGCUCUCAACAAGGUUCUGAGAGCGCAGACGCAUAGACAGGGCCUGAGACUCAACAAUCACUCGAGCAUCAGUCUCCUUGUCCCAUCCUCCCUUGACUUCCUGAAGGUCAGAGCCAUCUGGCUCGCAUGUGUAUCGCCAAGUGCCUGCACGGAUGUUGGGUACCACUUCGGUAAGGUAGAAGUAUAGACCAAGCUUGCGCCUAUCGUCCUCCUUGGCAG
Messenger RNA from Fusarium odoratissimum NRRL 54006, 1434 nucleotides. RefSeq lists its product as uncharacterized. NCBI's taxonomy places the organism in Eukaryota, Fungi, Ascomycota, Sordariomycetes, Hypocreales, Nectriaceae. Gene Ontology annotation, cellular component: catalytic step 2 spliceosome. The record is from RefSeq and is a predicted model, not a curated record. The transcript is spliced from 4 exons. Bases 59 to 772 code for a protein of 237 amino acids. Gene Ontology annotation, biological process: mRNA cis splicing, via spliceosome. Gene Ontology annotation, molecular function: RNA binding.